Molecule: messenger RNA, 555 nt
Organism: Paramecium sonneborni
Lineage: Eukaryota; Ciliophora; Oligohymenophorea; Peniculida; Parameciidae
Source: the annotation of a GenBank genome assembly
AUGUAGUUAGGAAAUAAUACAAUCGAGACAAACGAAGAAAUAGAAUACUUGUAAAACGAUAUUUUUCCAACUCUACAUACAGCAUUAGCUAAAUUAGUAGAAUACAUAGGUAAGACAGAAGAAGUAAAUAAACAUAAGGAGAGGUUGAAAUAAAUAAAGGUUUUUGAUAAACUUGAAAAGAAAAGAGUGGAAAAAAAUCGAUUAAAAAAAGAGUUAGGAUCAGAUUAUGGAAGUGAUUCAGAAGUAUAAGUAGAAAAUCAAGAGAAUAAUUUCAUGAACAUUUCAUAGACUGGAUAACAAUUAGAAUAAUUCAUUCCUGUCUAAAAUGAAUUCUAAUAGCAAUCAGUAAGUUCAAUUGAUGAAUUUGCAAUGUAGGAUAUUAAGAAGGAGAUUAAUCAUUUAUUAGUAUAGAUUUAAGAAGAUUAAGAAGAGGAAGAGGCUCCUGAAAAACAUGAAUUAGAGAAAUUAAAACUGUAAUUAAAGUUACAAAGAGAAGCAAUGGAUUUCAAUCCCUUAAUAUAUUUGGCAUCUAUAUUAAGGCAAUUAGCCAAUUGA